UUUACAGACCGGCUAGACUUUGACUUAACCAACGUCGGAAUUUACUUGUCGAGUUAAAGCUGAUAAUUUUUACUAGUCAAUACCUUACCUUUGGUUUAUUGAUAUAUCGCAAUCCAUCAUGUCUGAAACAACUGGAAAGAUGAUCACCUGCCGUGCUGCUGUUGCUUGGGCAGCAAAGGAACCCCUCAGCCUUGAAACAGUUGAAGUGGCACCACCUCAAGCUGGAGAAGUCCGUAUUAAGAUUGUGGCAACUGGUGUCUGCCAUACAGAUGCUUACACUUUAGACGGACAUGAUCCUGAAGGAAUCUUCCCUUGCAUUCUUGGUCAUGAAGGUGGUGGCAUUGUAGAAAGCAUUGGAGAAGGAGUGACGUCUGUUUCUCCUGGGGAUCAUGUAAUUCCCCUUUACACCCCACAAUGCUAUGAAUGCAAAUUCUGCAAGUCUUCCAAAACAAAUCUCUGUGUUAAAAUUCGAGCUACCCAGGGAAAAGGAGUAAUGCCUGAUGGAACAACUCGUUUUAAAUGUAAAGGCAAAGACGUGUUUCACUUCAUGGGAUGUUCCACAUUUUCCGAAUACACAGUCUGCGCCGAGAUUUCUGUUGCCAAGGUGAAUAGUGUUGCUCCCCUUGAAAUGUGUCUCUUGGGGUGUGGUAUUUCAACUGGAUACGGAGCAGCAUUGAAUACUGCUGGAGUGGAGGCCGGUUCAACUGUAGCGAUUUGGGGCUUAGGCGCUGUUGGUUUGGCUGUUGCCAUGGGAUGUCAGCAAGCUGGUGCUAGCCGAAUUAUCGGUGUCGACGUCAAUCCAGCAAAGUUUGAAUUCGCCAAGAAGUUUGGGGUUACGGAAUUUGUCAAUCCUAAAGAUCACGAAAAGCCGAUUCAAACUGUACUGAUUGAAAUGACGGAUGGCGGAGUCGACUAUUCUUUUGAAUGCAUUGGAAACGUGGGAUGCAUGAGAGCUGCAUUAGAGGCUUGCCAUCGAGGUUGGGGAGUAUCGGUUAUUAUCGGAGUUGCGGCGUCCGGACAAGAGAUUUCAACACGACCUUUUCAAUUAGUUACUGGUCGUGUCUGGAAAGGAACAGCUUUCGGAGGUUGGAAAUCGCGCGACAGUGUUCCUCGUCUAGUUGAGGAUUAUUUGAGCAAAAAAGUCAAAGUUGACGAGUUUGUUUCUCACGACGUGCCUUACGAAGAAAUUAACAAGGCGUUCCAUUUGAUGCAUUCUGGCCAAAGCAUCCGUUCUGUGGUUCAUUUUUAAUUACCGAAGAAUUCAGAUGAAAUUUGCUUACAAGUCUCAAGCUAAACAGAAUUUAGUACUGGUUAAUGUUUACUCUGGGUUACAUGCAUAUAUCAAUACAAAUAUUCUAAAAAAAAAA
Molecule: messenger RNA, 1367 nt
Organism: Daphnia carinata
Lineage: Eukaryota; Metazoa; Arthropoda; Branchiopoda; Diplostraca; Daphniidae
Gene: Fdh
Product: alcohol dehydrogenase class-3-like
Biological process (GO): formaldehyde catabolic process
Cellular component (GO): cytosol
Molecular function (GO): zinc ion binding; S-(hydroxymethyl)glutathione dehydrogenase [NAD(P)+] activity
Source: RefSeq, a predicted model, not a curated record